Trichomonas vaginalis G3 is the source of this 918-nucleotide messenger RNA. Its product is annotated as cysteine-type peptidase protein. Gene Ontology annotation, molecular function: cysteine-type endopeptidase activity. Gene Ontology annotation, cellular component: lysosome. The record is from RefSeq and is a predicted model, not a curated record. NCBI's taxonomy places the organism in Eukaryota, Parabasalia, Trichomonadida, Trichomonadidae. The coding region runs from base 1 to 918 and encodes 305 amino acids. The transcript has a single exon.
AUGCUUGUUCAACAGCAUGAACAGAAAGCCUUCCUCAGCUGGAUGCGUGAGACAGGCAAUAUGUUUACAGGUGAUGAAUAUCAAACACGCCUUGGAAUUUGGAUUGCCAACAAACGUCUUGUUCAAGAACGUAAUCGUGCCAACCUCGGUUUUACGGUAGCACUCAACAGACUUGCCCAUCUCACACCUGCUGAAUACCAAGCACUUCUUGGAUAUUGUAAUAACGGUGUUUCUGUAAAAGCAGUCAAAUCUAAUGCAGUUUGCAUUGAUGAAAUCGACUGGCGUUCAAAGGGUGUUGUUAAUCCAGUACAAGAUCAAGGACAAUGCGGCUCUUGCUGGGCUUUCUCUGCCAUUCAAGCUCAAGAAUCACAGUAUGCAAUUACCUACAGCAAUCUCCAAAAGCUUUCAGAGCAAAACCUUGUUGACUGCGUUUCCACUUGCUAUGGCUGCAAUGGCGGUCUCAUGACAAGCGCUUAUGAUUAUGUUAUCAAUCAUCAGAAUGGUAAAUUCAUGUUGGAAAAAGAUUAUUCAUAUACUGCUGCUGAAGGUUCAUGCAAGUUUGAGGCAACAAAGGCUGUUUCAAAGAUCACUUCCUACAUUCCUGUUGCAGAAGGCGAUGAAAAAGAUCUUGCAGUAAAGAUUGCUACUUAUGGUCCAGCUGCCGUUGCAAUUGAUGCUUCUGCUUGGUCAUUCCAAGUUUAUUCAUCAGGCAUCUAUGAUGAACCAUCAUGCUCCUCUUACAACCUCGAUCAUGGUGUUGGCUGUGUAGGUUUCGGUAAAGAAGGCUCUAAGAACUAUUGGAUUGUUCGUAAUUCUUGGGGUGAAUAUUGGGGUGAAAAGGGCUAUAUCCGCAUGAUCAAGGAUAAGAACAACCAAUGCGGCAUUGCAACAAUGGCUUGCAUCCCAGUUGACAAAUAA